Molecule: messenger RNA, 1245 nt
Organism: Thrips palmi
Lineage: Eukaryota; Metazoa; Arthropoda; Insecta; Thysanoptera; Thripidae
Product: 2-oxo-4-hydroxy-4-carboxy-5-ureidoimidazoline decarboxylase-like
Exons: 4
Coding region: 119-919 (266 amino acids)
Molecular function (GO): carboxy-lyase activity
Source: RefSeq, a predicted model, not a curated record
AGCUGGCUGACAGCUGACGGCAAGGAGACACGACACGUUCGAGGUUCUCUCUGCCCAGUCCGACUUGUGUGCGCGCCAGCAGCAGACGACACCCGGCCCAACACGGCCACCGAUAAAGAUGCCCACCGCCACUGAGGGCUCUGCUCCCAAGGCCGCCGCCAAGCCCAAGGCGGCCGCCAAGAAGCCCGCCGCCGGCGACGCCAAGCCUGCCGCCGAGAAGAAGCCUGCUGACAAGAAGCCCGCCGACAAGAAGCCUGCCGACAAAAAGCCGGCUGACAAGAAACCCGCCGACAAGAAACCUGCCGACAAGAAGCAGGGCGCUGACGACAAACCCGCCGACAAGAGGCAGCAGACUCGGGCGGCCGCCAAGACCGAGGAGGUGGCCGACGAGACCCCCGCCGUGCCCGUGUACCUGCCCAAGCUGCCCGUCUCGCUGGCCGUGCUGAACACGCUGGAGUGGGCCAGCUGCGCCAAGGUGCUGGGCAACCUGCUCAACUUCACGCCCUCCUUGGGCGCCGCCAUCGCGCAGCUGCGGCCCUUCCGCAGCGCGCAGCACCUGGUGGACGUGCUGAACCAGGCACUGGACGCCCUGCCCGCGCCCUAUAUCGAGAGCUUCCUGAAGCGCUUCAACGAGUUGGCCCUCAUCCCCAAGGACAAGCUCACCAAGGAGCACAAGUGCUGUGUCGGCCUGGACGCCCUGACGGAGGACAAGAAGUCUGAGCUGACCCCCCUUUACACCCAGUACCGCGAGAGCUUCGGCUUCCCGUUCGUGGUUUGCGCGCGCGAGGCCAAGGCCGCCGAGCUGGCCUCCAAGCUCAAGAGCCACCUGCACAACGACAAGGCCGUGGAGCUGGAGAACGGCCGCAAGGAAGUCAAGAAGAUCGCGCGGCUGCGCCUGCUCGAGGUCGUCGCCGCGUAGACUACGUUAAUUGUGAAAAUUCUCCAAACCAUAAUCCCGGUGAAUAUGAACUGCAAUUCAAGAACUGCCAUGAUCGAGUUCGGAGUGUCCUUUUCCUCCUUGCCAAACCACUUGUUUCUAAUUUUUCAAUUAUUUAUGUUGAGCUUGUAAUAUUUUUGUGAUAUGCAAAAAGCGUAACUUAUUUUUUUUUAGAACUGUGCGUUGUAGCACAUUUGUGAAUGUGAGUUAACUGAAAUGCGACUCGGCAAUCUGUGAUAGUACUUGGUUGGUGGUCUGUUUUCGUGCCAAGGAACUGAAUAAAACAAAAGAUACCCAAAUGCAACGCA